Molecule: messenger RNA, 3108 nt
Organism: Vanessa tameamea
Lineage: Eukaryota; Metazoa; Arthropoda; Insecta; Lepidoptera; Nymphalidae
Gene: SCCRO4
Product: DCN1-like protein 5
Exons: 9
Coding region: 391-1140 (249 amino acids)
Biological process (GO): protein neddylation
Cellular component (GO): ubiquitin ligase complex
Molecular function (GO): ubiquitin conjugating enzyme binding; cullin family protein binding; ubiquitin-like protein binding
Source: RefSeq, a predicted model, not a curated record
AUAAAGUUUCGUUUUGAGUUUUUCUCCUCUCUGCCGCUGUGUUUGCACUUUAAUUUUGUAAAAAAUAUUAUUAUUUGUUAUGAACGGUAUGUUUUAUGUGUUAUUAGGGCACUAAAAAUAUCGGUUAUAUCCUUUUAUUUCAUAUAAUCUCGAUAUUAUUAGUGUUAUCAUCGAAUUAUAUCCAAGACAUCAAUACUGCUUAUGAUUUUAAAACACUUCGCUACUUGUUUUUUUAUGAAAUUUUUGUUAUAUUAAUCUCAGGUUAUUAUCGACCUGUCAAGUAGACAUUUUUUCGUCAAGCUGUCUCCGCAAAUUCGCAAAAUAGGAGACGAAAAUCCUUUCAAGUUCUCUAGUUUUAUAACGAAUCUGCCACCUAUAGGUGGUAGAACAAUGCCGCGGUGCAGCAAGCGCACGCGCAGCGGCGCUCCCGCUGCAGAACUAUUGCCUGGCACUACCUCUCUUGAAGAUCAUCAUCACCACAAACGUUCCAGAAAUACUAGUUCCAGAAGACAUUCCAAAUCAGAAGACACAAGUUUCAGUGUAAAAAAAUGCCUAACUUGGUUUAAAGAAUACACAACAGUUUCAGAACCAGAUGUUUUAGGACCAGAAGGCAUGGAAAAGUUUUGUGAAGACCUCGGUGUUGAUCCAGAGAAUGUUGUGAUGCUAGUCAUUGCAUAUAAAAUGGGUGCCAAACAAAUGGGUUAUUUUACACAAGAAGAAUGGAUAAAAGGUUUAACAGAACUUCAAUGCGAUAAUGUGCACAAAUUACAAAACAAAUUAGAAUAUUUACGCAGUUUACUCAAUGACCCCUAUAUAUUUAAGGCAGUGUACAGAUAUUCAUAUGAUUUCGCGAGAGACAAGGACCAGCGCUCGCUGGACACGAGCACGGCGCGCGCGCUGCUGGGCGUGCUGCUGCCGCGCUGGGCGCUGCGGGCGGCGCUGGGCGACUUCCUGUCGCGCGAGCGCCGCUACCGCGUCGUCAACCGCGACCAGUGGUGCAACAUCCUCGAGUUCAGCCGCACCGUCGACGCGCAGCUCACCACCUACGACGCCGACGGCGCCUGGCCAGUAAUGUUAGACGAAUUUGUAGAAUGGCUACGAGCUGAGCGAGGUGGGGAUUCCUCAAUGCUGGCCAGCUGAGACUGUCCACCUGUCAAAGCCUCACAAGGGUCGGUCUGCCGGCGGCUCGACCGGCGACGUGGCCAUGUUACACUUUAAUUGUAAGUCCUCAUGUAUAUUAUUAAUGUUACGAUUCAUUUUAUUUGUAUUUAUGUAUAUUAUGAUUUCAGCGUUCAUUCACGCUUUAUUCAAUCUGAAUCUAAUGAAUUACACGUGAGCUUUUGUGUAUAAAAGUUUUGACAUGUGCAUGUAUAUUGAUUUUUUUUUGCAGUUAUUUUUUGUAUUUCAUUGUGUACAGUUCGUUGCUAUAAACUUUCAUAUGUGUAUAGUUGCAUAUAUUAAGCUAUGUCAUAUUAUGAAAAACUUUCAUUAUUUACGAUAAUAUCAGAAAAUGUGUUUUUCAUUUUAGUGUAAUUCGUCGGAUUCAGAGAUAAUUUGCUUAAUACACACCAUUGUAUUCCAAUAUUUUAAUGUAUCGGUAUCAUUUAAAUUGUAUGCAAUCUCAAAUACUCUGAAAUAUAUUUGAUAUCUGUUGAGACAAUAUUUGUAUAAGAUAAUUUAUUUAAAUUUUAACGCCCACCGAAUCAGUUAUGUUAUUUCAAUAAACUAAUAGUACAAGCAUUAAUGAGUAUAAUUUUAUUAAGUGGCAAGUGCAGUCUGUUUUUUUUAAACUGAUUUACCAAAAUUAGUUAAAAUAGGCUGUUUUAAAAAAAGUAUCCUAUCGAUUUCGAAGACUUUGUAAAAAAAAAACUUUUGAUGUAGAUGAACAAAAUUGCAAAUUUAUGAGAAAAAUAUAAUAUUGUAUGUUAAUAUUUUAAUAAUUUUGAUUGUGUCUAAAUAUUAUAGUCAGUACUAUGACAACCUGAACAAAUAUGUUAACUUUGAUUGUAGGCCAACUAUGUGGUAGAAAAAGGGGGUUGUAGUACUUAAUAUACAUAAAUAAAGCCAAUAAUUAAAAUGUGUGGUCCUGUCCUUAUACGUAUAACCAUCCUCAAAAUUAGGCAAUAGAAAUUAUAAAAAAAUAUUUAUCCCCACAUUUAUAAUCUAUGUUAACUGAUGCUAGUUUUUAAUUUUCUGCAAUUUCAUACUCGAAUCAUUGAAUCUAUCGAAUUAAACAAUUACAGAUAUACUUUGAGAAGAUCAGAGAUAUAUUAUACUGCUAUGAAUUCUAACUUAUGAAGGAAGAAUGGUGGGACCUUGAUAAUUUUGCAUUAUGCCAAGUCUCGACGCGCACUGGUCCACAUAGUGCCCAAUUAUAUUAUUUUGUCAACUUGUCUUGUAAAUACCCACAAAACAUGCCUUAAUAUUUUUAUAAUGAAUAAACAGACAUAAUCUGAAUGUGUAAUAAUAAUAGUUUUAUAUAUACAAGCAAUAAUAAAUUCUCACCUCAUUCCAAUUAAAAUAUAGUAUAUGGGAUAAAUGUUACAAGUCAAGUUGUCAAAGACUAAAUGCCAGUAUAAUUAAAAUAUUAAUUGUAGGUAAUCGAUAUGUGAUCGAUAUGAACUCGACUGAAAGCUUUCUACUUUUAAGUGUCGCUUACUUCGGAGACUAAUUUGCAUUUUUGUAUUUCGUCUAGUUCGCAAGCCUGUUUUAUGAGCGACAGUUUAAUUUAUAUGUAAAAAAAUAUUAGCGCCAUCUUUAUAAGGCGUUAAGUUACGAUUCUGUUAUUUCAGCCCCAAAUUAAGUAUAGGAAAUUGUACUCAUUCUAGUGUUUAAUUAAUUUAAGCGAUAUAACAGGCUUUUGAACUAUUCAAAGAUAAAACAAUGCUCUGAAUCAAGUUCCGAUGGACUAGAACAUCUAGUCUAAUACUUUAGGUUUAGGUGUAGAUAUGGUUUUUUUAUAAGACAUGUAGGUAGUAUUUUUCAAAUUCUCUAUGAUUGUAACGAAUACGGUGUUUCUGUAAGAAAGCGGUGUAUACAAAAAUUAUCUCAAACGUUUAGGCCCCUUGUACCGAAUGUCAUUGCAAGAGAAAUAAAUCAUUCAAAAAU